Molecule: messenger RNA, 1671 nt
Organism: Rotaria socialis
Lineage: Eukaryota; Metazoa; Rotifera; Eurotatoria; Philodinida; Philodinidae
Source: the annotation of a GenBank genome assembly
AUGCUUACAAUAGCCAUUGAUCAUAACGACUUAUUAGCUAAAUUAUCACACGAUCAUGUUAGUCGUAAAAAUAUAGAUGAGAGCGAUUUAUCCGUAUCAUUUCACAACAACACAGACAAGUCGCAUACAAGUCUGAAUGGAAGUUUUCUGUGGUUACAAUUAUACCUUGAAGUAUUGCUGCGAAUGGAACCGAGUGCAUCAGCAAAAGCUGAAUUAGUUCAAAUUUGCCGAAAACAUUAUCAAGGAAAUGAUCAAGAGUUGAUGAAAGUUGAAAAAUUUGAUCAAACUUAUGUGCCAAGCGAUGCUGUUACUUGGUACACACGAGAUUGCUUUAUAUACCGAUUGAUAAACAAAGCUCUACGAGUGCAGGACAUCAAUCUGUUGUUUGCAUUUCGAUUUCUGAUUCUCGAUAUAUUUAAUCAAUUACAAGUUGAGAAAAGUCGUCUUCGUCGCUCAUCAGGAAACAUUAUUCAGUGUUACCGGGGUCAAAUAAUAACCGAGGAAGAACUAAACCAAAUGAGAUCAAAUAUUGGUUGUUUUAUAUCAGUGAAUUCAUUCUUCUCAACAACACAAGAUAGGAACGUAGCAGUCGUGUUUGCUUCAAGCCUAGAUGAUAUAUAUGAAAAAGUUCUGUUUGAUAUCGAAGCAGAUAUGUGUCUAUUAAGAGCAAAGCCUUUCGCUGAUGUAACACAUUUAAGUAUUUUCGAUCAAGAAAAAGAAAUAUUGUUUAUGUGUGGUGCAAUAUUUCAGAUAAAGAAUAUUACUAAAAAUGAAGCAGAAAGUUUAUGGAUAAUUCAAUUGAAACUAUGCGAUGAUACAAAUAGCGCAUUAAAAGAGCUGUUCGAUUAUCAAAAACAAAAAAUGGCAGAAACAACUGAUUUGAUUUCAUUAGGAAAAUUGCUAAGAGAGAUGGGUGAGUUGACCAAAGCUAAGCAAUACUAUGAAAAAAGUCUCAGGGAGCUUCCCUUGAAUAAUUCAAAGAUCUCAAUUUGUUAUUACGGGCUAGGAGUUGUUCUGGAUCGAGAAUGUAAUUAUGAUGAUGCCUUUGAUUAUUUCAGAAAGGCUUUAGAUUUUGAAACGAAUGUUUUAUCAUCAAGCAAUACUGCGUUUAUGGGUAAAAUCUAUGGAAGUAUUGGGAUUGUCUAUUAUAAUAAACAUUGCUAUGGUUUAGCACUAGAAUAUCUGAUGAAAUCCUUCAAUAUUCUCUUAGAUACAGUCGGUUAUGACCAUGGUGAUACAGCAAUGGUUUUUACAAAUCUAGGCAGAGCUUAUCAAGCUGAGAAAAAUUAUGAUUUAGCGCUACAAAAUCACGUAAAUGCGUUGAAUAUAAAACUAAAAAUACUACCGCCUGAUCAUCCUCGGCUCGCAAGAUCCUACGUGUUUAUUGGAAAUGUGUACGCUGAUAAACAAGAAUUCGAUCUGGCUUUCGCUAACUAUCAAAACGCGCUUAAUAUACAGCUAAAAUCUUUGCCUGAUAGUAGCAUUAGCAUUGGAGUUACCUUUCAUCGUAUUGGACAAGUUUGUGUAAAGACAGGAGAAUAUCAAUCAGCUGUAGAAAACUUCCGUAGAGCUGAUCAUAUCUAUAAACUCUCACUUCCGUCAAAUCAUCAGCGUUUACUUCAGCUAAAACUCGACUGUGCAACGUUAGAAGACCAUAUGACACAAUCAUAA